UUUCAUAUUUUCAACUGUGAUAGUUGAAAAUAUUCAUAGGAUUUCAUUGUUACUGUUAUAGUGGAUAAUUUAGAGCCAUGAGGCUCAAAACUAAUUUGCAGAAAGAACCGAAACAUGCUGAACUUGUAAGUUGUGUUGGAUGGACAACUCCAGAAGAACUGUUCUCUGGGGCAGAUGACCAUAUUAUACUGAAGUGGAAUCUUAUAAAUAAUGAAACAACUUCAUUAGUGAAACUACCAGAGGAUGUUUUCCCUACAGAUAUGCACUGGUUUCCUAAGGCAGCAACUGGUGGGGGAAAGAAAGCUGGGUCUGAUUUAUUCUGCCUGACAUCUACAGAUGGAAAGUUUCAUUUGAUCGGUAAAACAGGACGAGUUGAGAAAAGUGUUGAGGCACAUAAAGGUGCUGUGUUAUCUGGCCGCUGGAGUUACGAUGGAUCUGCAUUACUGACAGCUGGGGAGGAUGGACAAGUUAAAGUUUGGUCACGCAGCGGCAUGCUUAGAUCAACACUCACUCAAAACAGUACAGCCGUGUAUGGAGUGGCAUGGGGGCCAGAUUCUGACCAAGUUCUGUUUACAAAUGGCCGACAACUUGUGAUAAAAUCUCUGCAAGCAAAUGCGAAACCAACAAUGUGGAAAGCACAUGAAGGUGUUAUAUUACAAGUAGACUGGAACCCAGUAAAUAAUCUCAUUCUGUCUGGAGGGGAGGACUGCAGAUACAAGGUAUGGGACACAUAUAGCCGGUUAAUGUACAGCAGUUCUGUACAUGACUACCCUAUAACAUCUGUGGCAUGGACUCCUGAUGGUGAACUAUUUGCUGUUGGCUCAUUUAAUACACUGCGACUGUGUGAUAAAACUGGGUGGUCGUAUGCAUUGGAGAAGCCUAAUACUGGUAGUGUGUUCAAGUUAAGCUGGUCAAGUGACGGAACCCAAGUGGCAGGAGCUUGUGGGAACGGUCAAGUUCUCAUUGGUCAUAUACUAGAAAGGAGAUUAGAGUGGAAUAAUUUUGAAGCGACAGUUACAGAAAGUAAAAAGAUAGUUGUGAGAAAUGUACUGAACGAGACAUAUGAUAAACUUGACUUCAGAGAUCGUGUAAUCAAAGCAUCAUUAGCAUUUAAUCACCUUGUUGUAGCAACAUCGGCACAGUGCUAUAUAUACAGUACGAAGAAUUUCAACACACCUAUGAUUUUUGAUCUGAAGGAAGGCAAUGUAUCUCUUAUAAUGCAAGCAGAAAAACAUUUCUUGCUGAUAGAUGUAGCUGGGGUUUACGUGUACACAUAUGAUGGAAGAUUAGCAUGCUCGCCAAAAUAUCCCGGUCUUAGAGCUGAUAUUCUUAACUCACAGACUGUUUCCAUCAGUAAUGAUACAGUUGCUAUAAGAGACAAGGCUGAUGAAAAAGUGAUAUAUGUGUUUGAUGCAUUGAGUGGUAAACCUUUAGGUGAUGGAAAACCUAUAACACAUAAGUUAGAAGUUAUGGAGAUAGCACUAGAUCAAUGUGGUCCUGGAGGUGAAAGGCGUCUUGCCAUUAUAGAUAAAAACAGAGACUUGUAUCUUACCUCAGUACGGGUGUUUGGUACAGAUAGAAAAACUGUAAAACUAGGUACAAUGAUAAUGUCCUUGUCGUGGAAUGAUAAUACUAAUAUGUUGGCAGCCUUGGCUGAUGGUAAAUUCACUGUGUGGUACUAUCCUAGUGCAGUAUAUGUUGACAGAGAUCUUCUACCUAGAACUGUCUUUGAAAAAGAAGCAAGUGAGUUUGGAAAUUGGUUGAGGCAUCAGAUAUUUGCAUGUGCCAUAUUUUACGCCCUUCGUGAUAGUAAGAAUAACUUGAGACUGUUAGCUCCACCAGGAUCAGACUUAUGGGAUGUUACUGCAAUGUCCUGCUAUGCAAAGGAUUACACAGGGCCAUUUGAGAGACACGGAGUACAGUUUAUACUGAAUAUCAAGGAUAUACCAGUAAAGGAUGCCAGAAAUGCUGAGAUGGCAUUACUGUGUGGUAAUCCACAAGACGCUGAGGCCAUACUUCUACAGGCAGGCCUUAUCUUCCGUGCUAUAUUACUAAAUAUACAACUGUACAACUGGGACAGAGCUUUAGAAUUGGCAGUGAAACAUAAGACACAUGUGGACACUGUACUUGGUUAUAGACAGAAAUAUAUGAAACAAUAUGGAAAACAGGAGUCUAAUAAGAGAUUCCUUCAAUACCAGGAAGGGAUUGAGAUAGACUGGGAGAAAAUCGAAGCAAAGAUAGAAAUGGAAUAUCAAAAAGAACGAGAACGACCGGAGCGACCAGUCUCCACAGCAACUACUUCUGGUUCCCGUACUGGUGUAAGUGGGGGAACCAAACCUGCUUUGAGGACGUAAUGCCACAUAUAUAUCUGUGAUAAUAUAUUAAAACUGAUGACCAAUUUUAACUUGUGCUUCUGAUAUAAACUUUAAUCUUUCAAUUUGUGGUAUAAGAAAUGGAAGCAUUAGAAAUUAGUAAAGAUUAUAGACUGCCAAUAUACUGGUAUGUAGGUUAAAGAAAAGAAAUAUUUAUGCAACUUUACAAUUGAUGCAUUUGUCCUUUAGAAAGUUGAAAAAAGAACAUGUUAGAAGUAUGUGAAUAAUUGUUACAGGUAAACAAUCUUUCAGGUUCUUAUUCUUUAAUACACAGUAAUUUGAGUAAAUGUGGCAUUGUUUUAUAAAAAAAAUUUCAAUGUAAACACGAGAAUUAUUUAUUUUCUUUGUCUAAUAGCAUGCCCUGUUGCACAUGUAUUUCUUUAUAUAUGUGCAGUUAGUUACAUAAGCUGAGUGCUCAGGUGACAAAUUCUGUAUACAUGUACAUAUUUAUAUAUGAAUCUGAUAUCAUUCCGUCCACGACUUAUAUUUAGUUAUUCUCAGCCAGUGACACAUCAUGUCUUUGAUUGUUAUGACAAACAUAUGUAAAUAUAAUGUUAUAUUUGUAAAAUGAUUUCCUAUCCUGGCAGAGAUAUUACUUGUUUUACUUGGUAUAGAUGUAAAUUUAGUGACAUACAAAGUUAAUUUGUCAAAAGACAUCAUAAGAUGACUAACAACCAAGAUUAAAUCCAGACAACAUCGUCUCUUGUGUAGGAAAUUGAAAUUAAUGCAUUUCUUCAUUACGAUUCAUGUGAAAUAUUGAAGUUGUACAAAAAUCUAUUUAUAGUGUCCGUCUGGUUAUAUUUAUGUAACUUUAUGAAAUCAUUGUAAUGUGUAUUAGUGAAUUAUUUAUUGAUAUCUCUUUGAUGACGCAUUUGUCAUCAGCUGUAAUUUAAGCAUUAAAAAUACUUUUUUUAA
Molecule: messenger RNA, 3287 nt
Organism: Ruditapes philippinarum (Manila clam)
Lineage: Eukaryota; Metazoa; Mollusca; Bivalvia; Venerida; Veneridae
Product: intraflagellar transport protein 80 homolog
Exons: 18
Coding region: 78-2354 (758 amino acids)
Biological process (GO): cilium assembly
Cellular component (GO): centrosome; cilium; intraciliary transport particle B
Molecular function (GO): protein binding
Source: RefSeq, a predicted model, not a curated record